This is a messenger RNA of Peromyscus eremicus (cactus mouse), 3084 nucleotides long. RefSeq names its product neurexophilin and PC-esterase domain family member 3 (gene Nxpe3). Bases 390 to 2042 code for a protein of 550 amino acids. The record is from RefSeq and is a predicted model, not a curated record. The transcript has 8 exons. NCBI's taxonomy places the organism in Eukaryota, Metazoa, Chordata, Mammalia, Rodentia, Cricetidae.
UAAGCUUCUUCCUCACAUCUUCAGGGCAGGUGUCUUUCUUCUUAUACCUUGUCACUUUGCUGAAGGACAAAGAGGACCUGAUGGAAGCUGUAAACCCAAAGGCUGUUUUGUAUCUUGCUGGGGAGAUUGUGGUAUUCUGGCUUUCCAAAGGGUCGGGAUGGUUUGCACAGUGUUCUGGAGUGCUUUAUAAAAUUACAAGGCCUCCUCCUAACCCUCUUUACAUAAAAUGAACACGUCUCUCCUCUACAGAACUCUCAAGCUCACUGGCAGGACAGAAGCAAAUUAACUUGAAUACUCAUCCGCGGCUCAGCACAAACGACGACGACAUGGAGCUUUGAAGGUGACAGUAGCCUGGUGUCGGCCAUGGGUCAUCGGGACACAGACGGACCAUGUGGACCACUUUCUUCAAACUACGAGUCUUCUGCUGUCUGUUUGCGGUGCUAAUGGUGGUGGUGUUGGUGGUCAAUAUCACUCAGGUGGAGGAAGCAUGGUGGCAUGCAGGCAGACAUGGUGCUGGAGAAGGAGCUGAGAGUUCUACAUCCAGAUCGGCAGGCAGCAGGAAGAGACACUGGGCCUGGCUUGAGCAUCUGAGACCUCUAAGCCCACCCCCAGUGACACACUUCCUCAACAAGUACUUGGACCAUGAGACUCUCUCAGGGACGUUCAUUGACAGCAGCGGACAGUUUAUUUCCUCGCAGGCUACAGGCAUUAGCCGGAAUCCGUACUGUGGGUAUGAGCACCAGACCCUGUCCAGUCAGGAACGCUUAGAAGAAGAUGCCUUGCUUGCCGCCUCCAAGUGGCAGGUGCCUGAUGUGGACCUGGUCCCUUUUGUGAAGAGCACUGACCCUUCUUCCAGCUACUUUGUCAUCCUGAAUUCUGCAGCCUUCUUCAAGGUGGGGAGCCAGCUGGAGGUGCUGGUCCAUGUGCAUGAUUUUCAAGGGAAGCCCAAGAAGUAUGGCGGAGACUACCUGCAGGCCAGAAUACACUCGCCUAAGCUGCAGGCGGGGGCCAUGGGCAGAGUGGUAGACUACCAGAAUGGAUUUUACAAAGUGUUUUUCACCCUGCUCUGGCCUGGCAGAGUUAGAGUGUCCAUCUCUCUGGUUCACCCCAGUGAAGGGAUUAGAGUUCUUCAGUACCUGCAGGAAGCAAAACCAGACCGGGUCUAUUUCAAGAGUCUCUUCCGCUCGGGAAGGAUUUCGGAAACAAUGAAGUGCAACGUGUGUCUCCCGGGAAGUCUUCCCCUGUGCAACUUCACGGACCUCUACACCGGGGAGCCCUGGUUCUGCUUCAAACCAAAGAAGCUCCCCUGCAGCAGCAGAAUCAACCACUUCAAGGGCGGGUACACGAAGGGCCUUCUCACUGCUGCGGACAGUGCUUUCUUUCAGAGUGGUGUCAAUAUCAAAAUGCCGAUCAACUCCAGUGGACCUGACUGGGUGACUGUGAUUUCCAGGAGAAAAAAAGAAACUGAUGACCUAGAAGUAUCUCAAGGUUCAGGAACUUUCCCUUCUGGAUAUUUCUACAAAGACCAGUGGAGGCCCAGGAGGUUUAAGAUGCGCCAUUUUAAUGACCCUGCUAACGUUACAGAAUGCUUGCAAAGAAAAAUGGUGUAUUUAUUUGGUGACUCAACGAUCAGGCAGUGGUUUGAAUACCUCACUAUGUUUGUCCCAGAUUUAGUGGAGUUUAAUUUGGGUAGCCCCAAGAACGUUGGCCCCUUCCUUGCAGUGGACCAGAAACACAACAUCUUGCUCAAAUAUCGCUGCCAUGGUCCGCCCAUCCGCUUCACGAGCGUCUUUAGUAAUGAGCUUCAUUAUGUGGCAAAUGAACUGAAUGGGAUUGUGGGGGGGAAGAAUACAGUGAUCGCCAUAGCUGUAUGGUCUCACUUCAGCACAUUCCCCUUGGAAGUCUAUAUCCGGAGGCUCCGGAACAUCCGCCGAGCCGUGGUCCAACUCCUGGAUCGAAGCCCUAAGACUGUGGUUGUCAUCCGGACAGGCAAUGCCCAAGAGCUGGGGCCCGAGGAAGGACUCAAGUUUGAAUUGGACUAAAGUACACGGAGUCCAUGGCCCUGCGUAGCUACGGCUUGUUUGACUUAUGUAAAGAGGUUUUGUUUUUGUUUUGAGAACUUCUGAAUAGUUCCUUAGGGAGGAGUUUGGGAGGAAGCCAAAGAGUCACUUUCUGGGCAAGUUUCAGGGACCGCCCACCAUUGGUUUAGAGUGAUUUCUAUGGCUGGUCUCUUGUGUCCUUGUUCAGUUUUUGCUUCUCCGUUUGUUUGCACAAGGUCUUAACGGUCUGACGGCCCAUUUUCUUGAAGUCCCUUUUAGCACUUUCAUGCCUCUUUUGUCUUUAUAUACUCCAGUGUGGAAAUUUUUAUAGAAGCUAAAAUGCUAUCUAAAUACUUCCUAUAACAGUUAGAUACAGGUUGAGCACUUCUAAUCUGAAAAUCCAAAAUCCUCCAAAAUCUAAAGCUUUUUGAAUCAAUGGGUCACGCUCAAGAGACAGAUGUGGGGCUGGAGACAUGGCUCAGAUUUCAGAGUACUUGCUGCUCCUCCAGAGGACUGAGCCUGAAUCCCAGCACCCAUGCCAACUGGCUCACAAACCACCAGUAACUGAUGCUACAGGUGUAUCCACUGCCCUCUUUUGGUCUACAAGGGCCACCUACAUUCAUGGAGCGUUCACUCACACUGACACACACGGAAACAGACAGAGACACAGACAGACAGACACACACACAUACAGAUAAAAAUACUAAAAACCAGAUGUAGCAUACACUUUUAAUCCCAGCUCUUGGGAAGCAGAGGCAGGCAGAUCUCUGUGGACUCAAGGCCAGUCUGGUCUUGAGUUAGUUCCACACUAACCAGAGUUAUGUGGUGAGACAUUGUCUCAAAACAAACCAACCAACUAACCAGCCAGCCAACCAACUAACCAAACACAUUCAUACAAUAAGAAUUAAAAAAAAAAUCUUAAAAAUAAUCUUUAGAAACCAGACAUACUAAACAUUACAUAAAAUUUCCUUCAAGCUAUAUAUAUAAAGUAUAUGUGAGACAUACAUUUCUUACUUAGGCUCGUGACACAUUAAUGAGUUAUAUA